AUGGCUGGCAAUUGCGACAGUGCAGAGCUGGCAGCUCAGUUCAAAGCUUGCCUUACGCAAGUGACCUCGGAAACAUCGCUACCCCUCUUCGUGCUGGUGAAGGGCGCAAGCGUCAAGCUCCUGUCGAUCCUCCUCGUGGUGCUGGAUGAUGCACCCUCCGCGUCCGAGCUCAAACACUACAUCGACGAGAUGCAGACGGACUUCACCACGCAGCUCACCGGUGUGCAGACUGCUGUCAACGUCUCCGUCGCUGACACAGCGAAGAAGGUCAACGAGUCCUGCGUGGGUCUCGGCAAGCAAGUCGAGAAGCGGAUCGCCCCCCUCGAGGCCAGAAUUCGGGUCACUGAGACUCGGAUCGACGACGUGUUCGCGGAUAUCAAGGCGCUCAGAUGUGAAUUGGGUGUCGCGCAGACGGCCGUGGUUCUGGUUCCCCCCUCCGCGGCGGGCGCGAAAUUCGUCAGGAAUGUGGACCCCGCGAUCAUCGUGCUGCGUGCGAACGCAAUGAAAUCCCGAGGUGCGGUCAUGGCGUCGUUCAAGGGUGCGACCAACUAUGCGAGCCGUUUGGUCAACCAGACGCUGGGUGUUUUCAAACCAGAUGCCCCUGGCGGAACGUGGAAGAAGCUGCAUGUCGAAUCUCUGGACCGGCAGAAAGUGGAGAUCUUCGCUGGCCCAGACAAGUCCACGUUCCAGAUCAAACGCGAGAUGGCCUGCAAGGAGGCGAAGAUCGCGUUCGAUACCAAGUAUCCAGACCGGCGUAUCUGUAUCAAUCGUGAGAAGGGCAUGUUGUCUUAUCAGUGGAAAGAGUUGCUGGAUAUCACGCCACAGUGCAAUGAGGUGCCGUCGCUGCGCUGGAAGAUUCGCAACCUCGAGGCGUUGGGCUUCGACGUCGAAGCUCUGCGCGCAGGGACCUCGGACCAUUCGCCAGCUUGCGUCUAUAUUCAGGUGCGGCAGGAGGCGCCUGCAGGGCAGAGGUCGAUGCCGCGGGUCAUUUUCAACUCGCAGGAGUGCGCAGAGUUUCUCUCGUAUGCUUGGGCCGCGGCGCCCCCGUCGGACGACGCGAGUCAGCCGAUGAGCCGCGAGGAUAUGAAGACGUUGAUGGACGAAGCCGCCCGCUCUGCUCGCGAUCGAAUCAUCCUACGUAAAAGCAUCGCGGCCGAAUUCCUCGCUAUCCGAAGCUGCGCGAGGGCGGUGUUUCAGGGUGACUUCCUGUUUGCCCAGCGUCUGCUUCGUUCGCAUCCGCUUGCUCGGGGGCACCUUGAUGCGCAGCUUGACUCUCGGCAGGUGUCGAGGCUUGACCUUCUCAGGAAACGACAGAAGGGCCUCGCGAAGAUGCAGCAGCUUUGGUCACCCUUCGACAAGAGGAUGCACCUUGCAGUCGUUAGGCUGGACAACGGCACCUCUCUGACCGAGCCGAAUAGCAUGUUGCACCAGUCAGGCGACCAUUGGAAAUCUAUCUUUACUGCGAAGCAAUACGUGAGCGACGCAGCGAGUGCCCCGCUGAUUCAGCGUGCGCCGAAGAUGCCGGCUGUGAUCGACCGGCCUGAUCGUGGCACCACGCGCGCGUGCGCGGACGAUGUUGGCAUGGCCCUUCGUCUCUCGGUGCACUUGCUGCGCGCGUCUAGGGUCUUCGAGGAAGCCGAGCGCGCGGCGAACCUGCGCGCGAAGAGUAUCACAUGCACUAUUGCACCCUUAUGUGGCCCGUUGACGGCUCGGCUGAAUUGCCGCAUCAAAGCUUGGCUUCUGGAACAGAUCCCUGCGUGGAAGGAUUCUGUGAUUGAUGAUGAGCUAGGCUACCUCGGCAUGCUCCUGGGCCCCGCGGUGACCCCGGAGGACCCCUGGAUCAAGCCCGUCGACCAGCACAUCCAGCGUUCACGUACCGUUGGCGGAGCUCUGCCCCAUCCGGCCGGGGAGCUGGCAGUGCUCUCCUGCACGGCCGAGCUCGAGUGCACCAGGGGUGGCCAGGCCGAGGCGGCCCGCUCUCCGACGCGGUGCAGCCUCUCCGUGACGCGGCCCUUCCUCCAGGGGCUGGAGGCUGCCGCGGGCGAGCGCAGGACGAGGAGGCGGCGCAGGGCGCCCGGGGAGCUGCCCGGCAGCCACGCCAGGCGGAAGUUGGCAAGGCUGGCGGCCGAGGGCGACUGGGCCAGGCGCGAGGUCCUGAGCCUGGUCGCAGAGGAGCCGCCCGAGCCCUCCCACGACUCCACGGCGCUGGCGCGGCUGGCGCGGCUGGUGUCGACAACGGGCAGGACAGAGGCGUUCGAUCUGAAGAAUUACCCAGACAGCCACAGUGACAGCCCCGAGCCGCCAAUGAUCAAGUUUCGGCAGGAGAACGAGCGUCGGACGUGGCACUUUGCGCUUCCCUGCGACUACGACUACGACUGCUGCUUCAGGAGAGAGAAAGGCAAGGGGUACACCAAGAACAGGGACAAGGACAAGUACAACAGGCUGCUCAUCGCGGCUUCGUUGCUGACGGCUCUCGUCGAGGCACAGCGCCCGCUGAUGACGAAGAUGGAGAAGGACGCGCUGCCGCUGCCUAUAACACCGACUCUGAUGACUGGCAUCUUGGUCGGCACCUUCUGGCUCUCUCUGCUGGGCGUCGGCUUCUGCUGCCUGUUCCAGGUGCAGACGCCCUCUCUGCUCCUGGACCCUACCGACAAGGGCUUGGUGAUCAACAAGAACUACUGA
Molecule: messenger RNA, 2682 nt
Organism: Prorocentrum cordatum
Lineage: Eukaryota; Dinophyceae; Prorocentrales; Prorocentraceae
Source: the annotation of a GenBank genome assembly